This is a messenger RNA of Varroa destructor (honeybee mite), 4572 nucleotides long. RefSeq lists its product as uncharacterized. NCBI's taxonomy places the organism in Eukaryota, Metazoa, Arthropoda, Arachnida, Mesostigmata, Varroidae. Gene Ontology annotation, biological process: cell differentiation; regulation of transcription by RNA polymerase II. Gene Ontology annotation, molecular function: DNA-binding transcription factor activity, RNA polymerase II-specific; sequence-specific DNA binding. The record is from RefSeq and is a predicted model, not a curated record. Gene Ontology annotation, cellular component: nucleus.
UCCUCAGCCAGCCGCUACGAUUUGCUGCGGGCGUCGCUUGCCGCCGCGGAUAUGUGAAAUAGUACGUUGGUUAUAGCGGAAGGAAGGAAGUACUUUCAAUAGGCUGGCGUGUUCGGGCCACACCGGACGUGCGAGUGCAGCAUCGCAGGAAACGAUCGACGUCCGACCGGACACCGCGACCACCUCUACUGCUAGCGACGGACAAGCUUCAAGCGGCUGGCUAGCGGUGGCAAAGUACGGCGCAAGCGACAAGCGCGAACCACGAACGGAACCGACGAACGCCUGCGCCUUGUCUAGCCUGGGCUGAGUUUGGCUGACCUGAUGCCUGUCUGCCUUGGCCUAACUUGGGCUUACUUGAUCGAGCUGCAACGCGAGGCCACUUACUAUAACUGCUACCACUACGACUGCUGCUGCUGACCGUGUGUCCCGGAUCUCGUCCGGACCACGCCGAUCCACACGCGCGGAUCCGACGUCUUUGCGAGGCGAACGGCACGGCCGCUACCAGUCCAGCGAGUUGUCGGAGGACAGCUUGGGGGCUGGGACCGAGACAAACUGAACACCGGAUCGAAUCGUCGUUGCCGGGGACGGGCGACGCGUUUAAGACGUCGAUCAGACAACGCAUCACCGCGAUCACAACCACGACAAGACCGCGGGCAGGACCCGAGGCUACCGGGCCUUGGCCGUCUGCUGUCGGCGGGCCCCUGUAGGCCUUCCUGUGUGCCUGUUCAUUUACACCGGAAUUGCAGUCUGGUCAUUUCAAAGUGAAAAGCAUUUAACGGUGACUCAUGGUUGAAAUCAUCUGUUGUAGCAUCUGCUCUAAACAUCACACUACUACCCAGCAAUAGUUGCAGUUUUGAGGCAUAAACAGCGCCCAUUACCCCAAGUUCAACCGCAUUAAGUACGCUUAAAACACAACGAUAACUUAAUCUAGCAUCAAAUCGUCUUCAGGCUAUGUUCCACAUUGAGGAAGAAGUGCCUAGGAACCUUAAGAUAAAACGAAGCUUAUCUCUGGGGCCUUUAUAGGAAUGAUGAUAGCAAUGGUAUCAACCGACCAUAAAAAUAGCCAUGAUGUGUACGUAGUUGUGGAAGAACAACCCGCUACGUAAUCACGUCGGUUUUCUUGUGCGUGUUUAUCUAUGGGCACUGUGCUAGCGUUUAAAUCCACGCUCGUGUGCUAAGUUCUGUCGUGUUACCACUUCUUGCUUAACAGCAGAGACCCAUUCCCUCGAGCAGUUGUCUUGCACUGUUUUGUAUAUUAUGUAUUAGUGCUUUAGGGACACAGAAACUAUAACGGUGCUCGCCAUUAUAAUCGACAUCGUCUGCACGGGAACCGGCUACGGCCAUAUCAAGAUUGUGGGAAAUACAAUACACACAUUGUACACAUACUACCUUUUCAUUUUCAUUUAUACAUAAAACAGAAAUAUUCCCUACCUACGGUGAAAUUCUAAUAAAAACUAAAUAUCGGUGUGUAAAAAAUUAGGUGCAAAUGCUUUUAGUUAACAUUAACUAGAAUUUGACUGUUCUAUUCAGUUUUUCUAAAAGUUCUUUCUUGAAAAAUCAACAAAUUUGUUUUUCUUGUUCAAAAAUAUAUGUGUUUUCAUCAUAAUAUGUCAAUGUAUAGCUCUACAUAUUUCGACGGAAGUUUUGCGUGCAGAAUUUGCCUACGUUACUGAAGAAAUGUGAGUUCGCCUGGGUUUGGGCACGCCGAAAUUCCGUGUCCUCGAUCCACCUAGAUCCAAAGAAGCCAUUAUUCAGACGACCCGCAGACGAGUCACUCACGCCUGCUUUGCUGUUCGAAAUCAACCUAGAAGUCUCGUGGAAAGGGAGAUCCUUCGCGGUAGCGACUUCAUUUAGGAUGAUGCUAACAGAAUCAAAUUAUCGUAGUUCAUGGGCCGGGGGUCCAUCACCUUCUCCCCCGCACGGAGUGGGAUCCGUUGGAGGUGCGACGGUCUUGGGGAGCGGCCAAAUCCAACUGUGGCAAUUUCUUCUUGAGCUUCUUUCGGACUCCUCAAACUCGAGCUGCAUCGCUUGGGAGGGAAGCAAUGGCGAGUUCAAACUGACCGAUCCUGAUGAAGUAGCUCGCCGAUGGGGUGAACGGAAGUCUAAACCCAAUAUGAGUUAUGAUAAGCUCUCAAGAGCACUUCGCUAUUAUUAUGAUAAGAACAUCAUGACUAAGGUGCACGGCAAACGAUAUGCUUACCGUUUCGACUUUCAAGGCUUGGCACAGGCCACACAGCCCCAGGGACCUUCGGCGCCUUUAGGAGUCGGCUCGUCCCUGGACUCUGUCGGGGUUGUGUCUUCAAUGGGCGUUGGUUCUUCGUCCGUAGGCGCUAUGGGAGGCGUUGGAGGUGUAGGGGGUAUGGCUUCUGCCCACCAUUCCACUGGUUACUUCCCGAGCAAAUACCAUCCGCAUAGUUCGGUCUCGGUAUCUGCCCACAGCGAUCUGUUCGGCCAGUCAACAACGCCCUACCACCACGCGGCCGCCCAUGCUAAACUGAACUUUAAUUCAUCAAGUCUCUUCGCAUCAAACUACUGGUCAACUAAUGGAGGCGUCUGGGAACCACCAACCUGCAGCGGUAGUGCUUCUCACGGGACAUCAUACGGGGGUUAUCCUUGGCCGGCGAGCUCUGCCCCAUGUUCCGCACCUCCGGCGCCGUCAACAGCUCUCUCUCUAAACUCAAGAACGACGCCUGGGUCGAGUUCGCCGACGGCGUCAAAUAAUGGCCAAACGGCUGACACUAUAAUUAGUUCGUCAACUGCCGGCUUGUCGUCAGUUAGCAACAGUAUAAGUUCUUCGUUCUCGGGUUGAAUUCUGUAAUCGAUUCAUCAUUACAAAAGAAGUCCCUUUGAAACUAACUGAAGCCAACGGUAUGAAGUGGUGCUGAGUGGCUUAAAUCAAGGUAGACCUCAUGAUGAACUUUCGUGGACUAUACCAUAUUGAAGUUGAAUGUUUCGCUGUAGAUGCACAAGCCGGUUUACUGGCCCAAUGGGGAAAAUAGGCAUCGUGAACAGUGCAGCUAAGCGCGCAGCAAACAUAUUAAAUACCAGGAACAGCGGAACACAUCACGGAAAAAUUGCAACUUAUGUUAUUUACAAAAUCAACUUCAGUAGUCAAGAAUAACGGUUCGGACAAGCUGAGUAUGUUAGAAAACUAGAGCGUGUUAAUAAUCUUUUUUUUUAGCAUUGUCACAUUGACGCCAUAGAAGUAGACAUUAUGACCCCACAUUUUAACAAAAACAGUAGAUAUUGAAAAUGGCUGAAAAGGUUUAAUGAGCUCGAGAUCAGACCAAGUUGGACUCGAUUGGAAGCGAGAGUUGGAUGUCAAAAACAACAACAGAAAGUCCGCAAUUAGAAACGACUCAGUAAUCCUUUCCUAAACAAAUUCAUUCACGUAGCAUUACCCGAUGUCAUAAACAACCCCCUAUGAACAAAAUUCUCAGGGGGCGAAGGUAGUCUUGAGGUGUAUACGUGAAACGCACCUAGGUUCAUAAGCCGAUCGUAUCAGCUUGUUUCUUAUGUGUCACGACAGAAGGAGGAUUGAAGUGUAUAGAAACUUGCGUUUUCUCAAGGAAUUAACCAAGAGCUACUGAAAAAAGUAUCUUCUCUAAAAAGCAACGGCUUCUUCGGACCCCGGCGAAUUCCCCUCACUAUAGCAAUAUGCAAUAUUCUAGUAUCAUCAGCCAAAAAAUAAGAUCGUCAUUUUUCAAACCUGAAAUGCUUUUUUGUGCGUCCUCAGCGUUGUAAUAACAUGUUGACAUAGUUAUAUGUAAACACUACAAAAGAAAUGUACUAGAAGAUGAUAAAAAAAACGCUUAGAAAAUUAAAUUUAAAAAAAAAAUUAGAUUAAAAAUAAAGAAAAAACUAGAUUAAAAAAAAGCACCGAAGUUGGGAAAAGAUUUUUAAAAAAAAACGAAAAUAUUAUUUAUAGAAUCGUAAAAAUGUACGGUAACUUUAUCUUUAAUCCUAGAAAUCUGUAUGUGCGUUUUUGUGUUUGCUUCGUUUGUAAUAUGUGUGUCGACUAACUGUAGUUAGAUGCUAUCAUACUGAUACCAUGUAUUUCUAACUUUCAUGAUUUUAACGCGAGACAUACACAGUAUGUUAACAAUAUCAUAAAUAGAGCGCAACGAGCAGGCGUAUCCCUGGCAGGGCACGACCUCUUUAAAGGAGCCUUUCUAGCCAAGCAAAUUUCCAGCUAACUAAUCAUCGCCAACGCGUCACCCCUUGCUAUUGUAUACGUUUUCAGUUAAAAUAAUCGCCAUUUCUGCGUUCUGUUUCGGAAAGGAGUACUCGAUGCGAUUGGUCGGGGAUAUAUCAUAGUCGAGGUAAUAGUUUGUUUCGAUUGUGCUGGUAUAGUGUAUCGGCUAACGAAUAAACGGCCAUACGCCUAUCACACCUCAACUGACUAGGACGCGGAAGUAAUUCGAAUUAUAAAGGAGCGUUCUUAAUCGUCGAAUAGUUCAAACGGCGGAUUUUGCCUAUAGACAGCGACGUGCUAGCCAGUGACAGGGUGAGAACAAGAACGAUCUAUAAAACGCGAUAUUUACCAUAAUAAUAAUAAUAAUAGGAGAAAUA